Clunio marinus is the source of this 210-nucleotide messenger RNA. The record is from the annotation of a GenBank genome assembly. Lineage: Eukaryota; Metazoa; Arthropoda; Insecta; Diptera; Chironomidae.
AUGUCGUUAACACUUUUUAAAUAUCUUCUGCGAGUUAUUCGCAGAACAAAAGACUUGUUGAUAAUGAGAGACAUGAAGCUUAAGGGAAAGUUCAAUCGAGACAUGAACAAAAGUCGUUCUAUUGGGAUUUAUUGGAAACAAAGACUUCCUGUUGACAGAUAUCGGAAAUUGGGUAUCGAAGCAAUGAUUGCAAAAGGCAAUGAUACAUAA